AUGCAUACACCAACUCUAGUUGUGAACACCUCCAUGAAUGCUCCUGCUGCCACUCCAUUCAAUCAUAUGAGUUUGCUUACUUCUCCGUCAAAUAUAGACAUAUUGCAAAGAUCCAUAAGCCGUGGAGUGAACCUCAUAUCACCAAUCCAUGUAGCCAGCACAGGGAAUGCAACAAUAGCCAACCUUAAAUCAGAUCUGAACACUUUUGCUGCACCUUCAAACAUUUGUGUGAAUCCUUUGGCUACAUCUUCAGCAAUUCCAUUGAACUUGAACAAUAUGGACAUUCUGCAGAGAGCUGCGAGCGUUGGUAUUAAUGUUGGAACCAAUGCGACAUUCUCCAAUACCAUGUUUCCGAGCAAUUCUGGAAAUAUCCCUGCAAAUUUCUUAUCUAAAGGCGUGGAUUUUGCGAAACCAUCCAUGUUCUCCAAUCCAGACUUCUCAAAUUCUAACCAGAGACCCGCUACCUCAUUCGACUGUGCAGGGAAACCCAACAAAAGAUCCGCCAAAGCGUCUUCGACUGUAAAAAGGAAAUAUUCAAAAAAAUCUGACACAUCAUCAAAGUACUCUAAAAACGCAUCGAACCGACAUAAAAUUUCUGAUGCAAAACUCCCUCCCAUUACAUCAUCGGAAAAUGGAUUGUCUGGUCUGAACCUACCUUCAGUUUGUGGAUUGCAAUUACUUACCACUUCAAACGCAAAUGGAAACUUCAUAUCUCCUUCAAGUCGUGCGUUUCCUGUUGAAAACUCAUCUUCAAAUUUCGCGUUGAAUGCUAUGAGUCUAAUGGCGUCAUCAGGAGCAGUUUCCAACAGAUCAACACCGUUCUCGAAUGUUUUGGACUCUCAUCCAUCAUUCACAUUGGAUUUGAACGCUACCAAUCUACCUAGUAGGAAUUUCCUCAAUGCGUCAGCAAUUCUCAAUGCGAAUGCCAUUGCACAAUUAUCAUCCACGUUCGGAAGUCCAGCACCCUCUCAAAAUUCACCUUUCAACCAGGAUGUUUCUGCUAUCAAUACAUCAAUGAAUUAUGCAACGAGCGCUGUAAAUUUACCCACUGUGUCUGAUUCGAAUUUCGCCAACUCUCUAUCAUUAUCGAAUAUGAAUGUUCCUUCAACAUCUUUGCCUGUUAAUAUGGAUCUAGCGAACUCAAUAGACUACUCGGAAAUUAAUGUUGUGGAUAUGGAUGAAUUGAGCACGCCCUUAUCUGGUUCAAUUGUUUUGGAUACACCUACAGCAUCCGAUGCAAAUAUUACCGCCUCAUCUUCAAAUUUGAGCGCAAACAUAUUGGACCGAUCUUCCAGCGUGGAAACGGAAGUUCUUAGAACAUCUCCGUCAAAUAUUGUGGCGAAUUCAAUAGUUUCACCUUCAGCUGGCUAUCAAAUCCAUCAUCCUUCAUCAAGUCAUCAGAUGAUCCCAAACUCAACAGGAGCAAUCCAGCCUUCACAUAGCGAUCUAGUUGCAAUCAAUCAUCCAGUAGCAACGUCAUCUCAAUUUAGUGAUCAGAAUGAGGUCGAUCCUAUGAGCAGACAUGUCCCAGGAACUUCAUCGAGUGAUGUCAUUCUUAUUGCAGCUUCGUCCAAUGAACCUGGCACUUCAAGUGGAACAUCAUCGUCAACGCGAGAAUCAUUGCAAAACGACCUUCCUUCUGGGCCAAGCCCUAUGCAACUCUUGAUUGAUGCAAUUUCCGAAGAAAUUGACGCGGAAGAGGAAGUGUUGAAUAACACCAAACAAGCUCCAAAUAUUGCUCAGCGACUCACACAACAGUCCACACAACAGCCGGUGGAAAACGAAAUACCUGCUGGGCCGGUGGAUACAGCUAAUCUAUUGGACGGAUAUGAUUUCGAUUUGGUGCCCCCAAAUAUUCAAGAUGUUGUGCUUACAACACAACGACAACUUUUACUUCUUGAAGAACACUUUAAUAUGAGACCUAACGUUCGAGAAAUCAUCAAUUCAGUAGACAGAGCGAAUUGGGACUUUGAUUCAAGAUCUUUUCGCCCAAUGGUAAUCCCACAAGCCAUCGAGAGACCCCUUCGUCGGCAGUACAAACCAAGAAACAAAAAUCUUGAAAUACCAGCACCAUUAAAAACUGCAUCAAAAGUUGCAGCCCCUCUCCCUCAAACAUUUGACGAACAAUUUUUCAAAUUUUUGUGGACAGACGGUAAAAGAAUUAGUCCUUCAACUUCUGGCAGCCGGCAAAUGGUUUCACAGCCUGCUUAUAUGCAGCAAAUCCAAAAUUUCAAUGUCACCUCGAAUCGAACCAAUAGUUUCUACAGAAACAAUGGACAAACAUCUGACGACAUGGAAACAGAGACAACUCAGGGGACUUCCAACUGCAAAGAUCAUAUUUUCAAAAAACCUUCAUCUGCGGGAGUGAGAAGGAAAACAAGGCAACAGGAUUUUGAAAAACGGAAACUGAAUACGACGGGUACAACUGUAAAUAGUAAACUGGACCAUUACGAUGGUUCAUAUCAAACUGAACUGGAGAUAUCAUCUUCGGAUGUGCAACAUGAGUGUUCGUCCAGUAACACGGGAUUGGACCAUCAAGUAAUUCACACUGCUAGCAAGAAAUCAACGCCAAAAAACGUUCGAAAUUUGCAAUCUUCUAAUUUACUAAAAUGGUCGAUAGCUGGGCAAAACGAGGGUAAUCAUGAAGAUUUCGGUGAAAGCAUCAGGGAUCCGUCUCAUCCUUCUUGUUCGGUAAAAAAAUUACGGGUUAUACCAACGGACACAGAACGAAGUACUCUCCCGGUUUUGGCCACUCUCCAAGCCGGCACAAGAAGAACUGAGGAGCAAAGAAUGGCAGCAAAAGAGGAAAGAAGAACCGUAAACGGAAACAAAAUUGGACGUCCUCUGGGAUCGUCCAGAAUCAACAAAGCAUAUCUCAGUCGUACUCCGAAUCAAGAAGUAACUCCAAAUCAAGAAGAAAAGGAAGAUGGAGGUAACACUAUUUGCUUAUGGGGAACAUGCAGAAUGGAAUUCGCAGAUCAUAGCCUAUUCGUGGAACAUGUGUCAAACCACGUUGUCAGUGACGGGGCGCAUUAUAAAAAGUGUCUUUGGAACGGUUGCGUGCGCACAACGCCAUUCGACGCGCUCUACAAAAUCCAGACUCACGUGCGAGGUCAUACUAGAGAGAAGCCAUUUCAUUGCAAUGAACCCGGGUGCGAGAAAGCGUAUUUGCGGAUGGAAAAUUUGAGAACACACCAACGGGUCCAUACUGGAGAACGACCGUACGUUUGUCGAGUUUGCGAAAAGAACUUCACCAAUUCUUCUGAUUGCGAAAAGCAUCUGAAACGAGUUCAUUCUUCAGAGGUGUCUGGAGCUCGGUUGUCAAGUUUCCCAUCACUUUGA
Caenorhabditis briggsae is the source of this 3342-nucleotide messenger RNA. Gene Ontology annotation, biological process: central nervous system development; regulation of transcription by RNA polymerase II. The transcript is spliced from 7 exons. The record is from RefSeq and is a predicted model, not a curated record. Bases 1 to 3342 code for a protein of 1113 amino acids. NCBI's taxonomy places the organism in Eukaryota, Metazoa, Nematoda, Chromadorea, Rhabditida, Rhabditidae. Gene Ontology annotation, cellular component: nucleus. Gene Ontology annotation, molecular function: RNA polymerase II cis-regulatory region sequence-specific DNA binding; DNA-binding transcription factor activity, RNA polymerase II-specific.